Molecule: messenger RNA, 606 nt
Organism: Plasmodium cynomolgi strain B
Lineage: Eukaryota; Apicomplexa; Aconoidasida; Haemosporida; Plasmodiidae
Product: small GTPase Rab18
Exons: 4
Coding region: 1-606 (201 amino acids)
Molecular function (GO): GTP binding; GTPase activity
Source: RefSeq, a predicted model, not a curated record
AUGAAAAAUAAAAAUAAAUAUGAUUACCUGCUGAAGCUGUUACUUGUUGGAGAUUCCAGCGUAGGCAAAAGCAGCAUUCUGUGCAGAUACUCCGACAACCAGUUUGAGGAGAAGGUCCUGUCCACCAUAGGCAUCGACUUCAAAGUGAAGUACCUCAAAAUAGACAACAAAACUAUCAAGGUGGGAAUUUGGGACACGGCUGGGCAGGAGAGGUUCCGGACCUUAACGUCUGCUUAUUAUAGGAACGCGCAUGCGAUUAUUCUGGUGUACGACUGCACCGUGAGGGAGUCAUUUGAAAACCUGGACGUGUGGAUUCACGAAAUCGAUAAAUAUUCAACGAACAAAAAUGCAAUCAAAAUGCUGGUGGCGAAUAAGAUCGACAAGGCUAACCACGAAGUGACAAAAGAUGAAGGGAAAAACUUUGCAUUCGAAAAUAACAUGCUGUUUUGCGAGACGAGUGCAAAGAAUGAUAUCAAUAUAACGUACUGCUUUGAGGAGCUGAUUCAGCAGAUCUUGAAUAAUCCCUCUUUGCUGGAACUUAGCAUUGUCACCAAAAAUUUGAAGCUCAGCAAGAAGGAGGAAAAUCGAGCCAACUGUGUUUGCUAG